GAGGCCUGUUCCAGGAAGGAGGCAGACGGUUGCUACAGAAACUGUGAGACAAACGACCCUGGGGGUUGGGGGGGGGGCUGUCAAAAUUUUUUCUGCAAGUGGUGACAGCUUUUGAAAUUUCUGAGUUCUUGUUUAUAUAUCGCCUGCUCUCAUUAUGCUGCUGGCCUUCCUCUUGAUUUUGGGCCAAGUUUCUACUGCUCCCCCAGCCAGAGAAACAUACAGGAUGCCAGCCAGUGCACUGCAAGCCCUGUCUGAUCGCGGAACCGUGGUUCUGGAGGCGGCCUUGGCCAGCGCUUUGACGGCCCUGGAGUUGGCGGCGGCGGAGCGCAGCUGGGCCGAGUCCAGCUGCCGGGGAUGCGUGCCGUGCCUGUUCCAGGACUGUGGGCGGCGCUCUGGACCCUGCGCAGCCCCAGACACGGCAUUGGAGGAGCCCACCUGCGAGACCAUAGGCGAGGCUCAAAAGUUGCCGGACGAGGGGGAACGGAACUGGGCGCUGAGCCAGGCAUGUGGCUUCUAUCGCCUGCGCUGCCCGGAAGCUGAGAGGGACAGGGGGCGCUGUGUACGUGUCAUGGGGGAGAGCUGCAGCGCACGCGUGCUCCGGUGUAGCCUCCUGAGCACCAUACGCAGCCUGGAGCUCCUGCCCAGCCCUCAGCCAGGCAUGAAAGAGUUCUGUGGGCACCGGGUCCCAUCGGGCCAAAACGUCACCCAGCCACGCUCGAGGAUUGUGGGUGGCAAGUUGGCCACCCCAGGGAGUUGGCCCUGGCUGGUGAACCUGCAGCUGGAUGGGGGGAUUAUGUGUGGGGGGGUGUUGGUGGACAGUGCCUGGGUGGUGACGGCCGCCCACUGCUUCUCGGGCAGCCGAAGUGAGAAUUACUGGACGGUGGUAGUGGGGGAGUUUGACAUCACCAAGACUGACCCUGAGGAGCAGGUCAUGAAGGUCAAUCGAAUCAUCACUCACCCAAAGUUUAAUCCCAAGACCUUCAACAAUGACAUCGCUCUGCUGGAGCUGGCAUCCCCUGUGAUGAUGUCACACCGUGUGAGCCCCAUCUGCCUGCCGUCCGGCCAGGACCCUCCGCUGGGGGCGUCCUGCUUGGUGGCUGGCUGGGGCUCCCAGUAUGAAGAUGGGCCUUCAACUGAGCAAGUAAUGGAGGCCAAAGUGCCCCUUUUGCCCCAGAGCACGUGCAGGAACGCCCUGGGCAAGGAGCUGCUCACCAACACCAUGUUCUGCGCCGGCUUUCUCAGCGGCGGCGUCGACUCUUGCCAGGGUGAUUCAGGAGGACCCCUGAUCUACCAGGACCAGCCCUCUGGCCGUUUCCAGCUGCAUGGCAUCACAUCCUGGGGCGACGGCUGUGGGGCGAAGGGGAAGCCGGGGGUGUACACACGCGUCACAGCUUUCUCUGACUGGAUCCUGGGGGAAAUGCAAAAAUCUUCCGGAAGCCGGGAGCCCACGUGUACCGAGCUGUUGAAGACGUCCGAGCUUCCUGAAGAACAGCAGAGGUCGGAGUUCAGCUCCCUGUGUCGCUUCUACACUGGAUCCUGCCCCCCUGCACAGGGCGCUGCAGCCUGCAGCCAGGCAGCGGAGGAGAGGUGUCGAGGCCGCCUCAGAAAAUGCCAGAUGCGCUCAUUCCUGCAAACCCUGCUGGACCUCCUGCAGCGUGCAGAGGAUUACAUUCGGGACAAAGUUGACCUGACCUUCUUUACUCAGACCCUUCCCCAGCUGGUGGACCACAUCUACAACACUGCCUACUCCACACGUAAACGCAGGACUGCUCCAACACUGCCAGCACAGGUAGGGGUCACCAUGUCACCUGAAGCCAUGGGUCAUCGCCCACCUUCCUUUUUCAAGGAAGUGGGACCCCAGGCAGGCGACUGGGCAGACUUCCUGAGGGACAUUGCUAAGCACUGGGACCAGCAGCCUACUACUGAAGAUGUUCAGUCUCUGCCCAGGGAGAGGAGCCUCUUCUUACAGGAGGGAGACCGUGCUGUUGCCCAGCUGCUGGGGGAGUACCGCUGGCUGAUUGGUCGGCUGCGGUCCAGGUUAGAAAGAGGUGGCGUAUUAUUGGCCACCGCAACGGUGAGCAUGUCAGCGGUACCUGUGCCCCGGGAUCCAGGCCCAGAAUCACACAAGCUUGGAGGUCAGGGGCCUGACCCCGGUUCAGGGGCCCCAUCAACAGCACAACCACAGGAAUCUGUCAAGCCGCUCUGUCCCUGUGUGACAGCUGCCAGCGGGAAUGGGCUUCCGGCCCUCCCUCCAUUCCAUCAGUCACCAACACCUGAUGACACUCGUGCUGGUGGGGAGGAAGUUCCAGAUCCUGUUUGGACUCCUGCUACUCCGCCCAUGGCGAAGCUAUUUCCGAACUCUGCCAUCUUCAGGACGCAAGAAGCAGGAGCCCACAGGAGAUGGAAAGGUCUGCGUGAGAGACGGGCAUCUGGAGAAAACGGCAAAGCAUGUCCUGGGGUGCUGGAGGUGGUGCACAACACCAGCCUGAUCAGAGACAUGUACCGCUGGGUCCUGGGGAUCCCUACCAAGAACCUCUGCAUGAACUUCCAGGAGGUGCUGGUAGACCUGAUGACGAAGAAUGAGAAGGGGCUCUACGAGGCCCGCAUCCGGGCCAUGGUGGGUGGCCAUACCCUCACAUUCCACUGCCUGGUGGGCCUGGAGAACGAGGCCUUCUAUCGCAGCAUGCCCCAAGUCAUCGCCCUGGCUCUAGACGCGCUGAAAGCUUAUUAGAGACGUGGCCUGGAGGUGGGGCAGGGGGCUAAUAUCUGAAAUGCCUUGAUGGGUAGACACAGGGUGUCUCGUGGAUAGUGGGACCAUUGAGCCUCCACUUGCUGUCGCUGUCCACAGGUGUGCCUGUGUCGGCAGAGAUGGGGGGGGGGACUCUGCUGCCUCCUAGCUGUCAGGAUUCAUCAUCGUACUUCUGCACACAUGCAGCUAUUCUAGGGCCUUCUGGUAGAAACAUGUAUGUGGAUGUAAUUGUAAAACAGGAUUCAUAGCAUGGAGACUAGAUGUGAUGCCGUUGGAUGACCUGCCUUCUCACAUGGCUGUGAGGGCAGAGCAUGGAUGCACGUGCACACAUAUAUACACACACACACACACACACACACACACACAAACAUACACACACAUUUGGCAAACCUGUGUUUACAGAGAUUGAGCCUUUUCUGAGUGAAGCAGACAACAUCAUUAACGUAUUUUCAAUUUUUUAGGUAUUUAUUUGCAUGUACACAAAUACUUUGUAUUUUUGCAGAAAAACCAAGAAAAGAAGAUGAAAAAGUGACGAGUUUUGUUUCCAUUGUGUUUUCUUUGUGGUGCUUUUUUAAGCACUUUUUUGAUGAAUCCUCAGCUGCCUCAAAGGCCUGGACAUCUUCCUCAUUCCAUUUUGGAAAAUAUUUCUCACAAACAAAAAAACGUUGCUUAAACAAAAUAAUAACAUUCAUCACACCCUCCAUCUCCUAACCUUACUGGUUUCCUCCCUAGCCUACCGGAACCUUCUGUGGCCAGAUAUGUGCAGCACCAAAGCUACCUAUAAUAAAAAUUGCCAUGAGGGCUCCGGGCCCCUAACAAGAACAUUAAGAUGCAGCCAUGGAGAGGUAGGAUUCAAUCGUUACCACAGAGGCCCUAGUCUUGUCUAAAUCAUUUAGCUACCCUGCCAGCUAUGGCAAUUUAAAUAAAUUUCUGGGUAUAUUCUGUGUUCUUCAUUUCUUGUUUGACUUAUUAUGCACAGCAGAUAGACACCAGUAGGAAUUUAUCCCAAAGUCCUCCAAGGCUUGUGUUCACAGAACCACACAAAUAUACUGCUGCCUGAUAAAGGACAAUGCAGAGAAGGACCACACCUUCUCAGCUCUCCUUCCAUAGCUUCCAUGAAGUUCACUAUCUUGAAAGAAAGAAAAUUCUGAUGCUAUUGUUUAUCAGAGAUUAGGAUGAACUGGCAUCUCUUCUGGAGAAUGUUCGUUGAGCAUCACGCUAAAUCUGCUCCCUUAAUUAAGUCCGUUGGCUCCUCUUGUUUAAAAACAUUUACAAAAAUCACAAAAAAAUUCUUCUGAGAUCAGGAACGUGCAAGGUGGGAUAAUGAGCUUAAGAUAAAAUAUUUAAGAACUAGCGCAAUCUUUAAUAUGUAUACACUAGCUCGGUGACGUGUUUUUUUUCUUUGUAGUCCUGAAGGCAUGUCAGCGGAGUCUUUUUUGGAAACCUCUUUCAACAGGAACCAGUAGGAGUCUGCCAGUAUGCACACAUCCUCUCUGAAAGGCUGGGCGCGUCCCAGACGUUGUCAGCAUGCCUGGUCCUGUGCGAUCGUUUGCUAGUCAGCUGUCCGCUCGGGUCCCGAGUGGCCGAAUGCCUGAAUAUCCGUGAGAUUUUCUAAAUGCUUCACUGAUGGUUUGUCCGCAAGGGGAACCGACAGACACAGAUGGUGACGGGAAACUGUCGGGGCUUGGA
Messenger RNA from Paramormyrops kingsleyae, 4438 nucleotides. NCBI's taxonomy places the organism in Eukaryota, Metazoa, Chordata, Actinopteri, Osteoglossiformes, Mormyridae. The record is from RefSeq and is a predicted model, not a curated record.